This is a messenger RNA of Vidua macroura (Pin-tailed whydah), 6292 nucleotides long. It is a transcript of the gene ABL1, whose product is annotated as ABL proto-oncogene 1, non-receptor tyrosine kinase. The transcript has 11 exons. Gene Ontology annotation, biological process: protein phosphorylation; regulation of apoptotic process. Bases 891 to 4325 code for a protein of 1144 amino acids. NCBI's taxonomy places the organism in Eukaryota, Metazoa, Chordata, Aves, Passeriformes, Viduidae. The record is from RefSeq and is a predicted model, not a curated record. Gene Ontology annotation, molecular function: ATP binding; protein binding; non-membrane spanning protein tyrosine kinase activity.
GCUGCCGCCCCGGGCCCCGCUGCCGCCGCCCGGGGAUGCGGCCGGCGCCGUCCCCCCCGCCUGCCCUGGCCCGGCCGCUGGGCAGGAACCGGCCUCCCGGAGCUCCCCGGCCUCGCAGCCCCGCGCCCGGCUCCGCCUGAGGCAGCGGGCACGGGGCGCCGGCCCGGCCGCCCCAGCGCUGCUCGGACGCCGCCAUGGCCCCGGCGGGCCCGCCGGCCCCGAGGUAGCGGCGGUGGAAGGAGCCGAAGGCCGGUGACCGAGGAGCCCCCGUCCCAUCCCUGCAGCCCAGGGAGCGUGCGGAGCCCACCCGGAGCUGCUGCUGCUGCUUCGCCUGGAGAGCUGACAUGGUUCCAGCGCACCUGACCCUGCUGGACUUCAGCGAUACUUGAAGCCAAAUCCGUGGCUCUUUGGCCUUUGCUAACUCAAUGCUAUGCAAAAGAAAAGGAGGAAAAAAAAAAGAAACCUUGACACUAGUUGUGGUGGGAAUGGCUGUUUCCUGCCCUGGGUGAACCCAUGUGUGGUUUCUUGCUUGUGAGAUGAACUAAUUAAUUCUCCUUUACACGGUGGAAGACACACUACAUAUGGCAACUUGAAACUUUGGUAAUGCUUGGUCAUUGCUGAGCGAUUGGAACUUUUACUAGGUUUUCUUUUUUUUUUUUUUUUUUUUUUUUUUCAUAAAGUCACCUAAGGAGCCUUGUUGCUGUCUUCAGGAGCAUUGGAGGAAUUUGUCUUAAUUCUUCACCUCAAGUGACUUUAUCCCACUGUGAGUGCAGCCAGUGCACCCACCUAAAUACCUUCUCCUUCAAAACUCCUUCCCAUCCUGGAAGAUCAGGGAUCACGGACUUCUUCGAAAACUUCUCGUCCUGGGAAAGGCUGCCCAUAGUUACUUUAUGGGGCAGCAGCCUGGAAAAGUUCUUGGGGACCAAAGGAGGCCAAGUCUGCCUGCCCUGCACUUCAUCAAAGGAGCAGGGAAGAAGGAGUCAUCGAGGCACGCGGGCCCACACUGCAACGUCUUUGUGGAACAUGAAGCCCUUCAGAGACCGGUAGUGUCAGACUUUGAGCCGCAGGGUCUGAGUGAAGCAGCUCGCUGGAACUCCAAGGAAAACCUUCUCUCCUGCCCUAGUGAAAAUGACCCCCAUCUCUUUGUAGCACUGUAUGAUUUUGUGGCAAGUGGGGACAACACUCUCAGCAUAACUAAAGGUGAAAAGCUCCGCGUGCUGGGCUACAAUCACAAUGGGGAGUGGUGCGAGGCGCAGACCAAGAACGGGCAGGGCUGGGUCCCCAGCAAUUACAUCACGCCCGUGAACAGCUUGGAGAAGCACUCGUGGUACCACGGGCCGGUGUCGCGGAACGCCGCCGAGUACCUGCUGAGCAGCGGCAUCAACGGCAGCUUCCUGGUGCGGGAGAGCGAGAGCAGCCCCGGCCAGAGAUCCAUCUCCCUGCGCUACGAGGGCAGGGUCUACCACUACAGGAUCAACACUGCCUCCGACGGCAAGCUCUACGUGUCUUCAGAGAGCCGCUUCAACACCUUGGCAGAGCUGGUCCAUCACCACUCCACCGUGGCAGAUGGGCUCAUCACCACGCUGCACUACCCGGCCCCCAAGCGCAACAAGCCCACCAUCUACGGCGUGUCCCCCAACUACGACAAGUGGGAGAUCGAGCGCACCGACAUCACCAUGAAGCACAAGCUGGGUGGAGGCCAGUAUGGAGAGGUGUAUGAAGGAGUCUGGAAGAAGUACAACCUGACAGUGGCUGUGAAAACUCUCAAGGAGGAUACCAUGGAGGUGGAAGAGUUCUUGAAAGAAGCUGCAGUAAUGAAGGAGAUCAAGCAUCCGAACUUGGUGCAAUUAUUAGGGGUGUGCACACGGGAGCCUCCUUUCUACAUCAUCACAGAGUUCAUGACGUAUGGCAACCUGCUGGAUUACCUGCGGGAGUGUAACAGGCAGGAGGUGAAUGCUGUGGUGCUGCUGUACAUGGCAACUCAGAUCUCUUCAGCCAUGGAGUACCUGGAGAAGAAAAACUUCAUCCACAGGGACCUUGCUGCCAGGAACUGCCUUGUAGGGGAGAACCACUUGGUGAAGGUGGCAGACUUUGGCCUGAGCAGGUUAAUGACGGGUGACACCUACACAGCCCACGCCGGAGCAAAAUUCCCCAUCAAGUGGACUGCACCAGAAAGCCUGGCCUACAACAAGUUCUCCAUCAAAUCCGACGUCUGGGCCUUUGGUGUUCUGCUGUGGGAAAUUGCAACCUAUGGUAUGUCCCCUUACCCUGGGAUUGACCUGUCUCAAGUCUAUGAGCUGUUGGAGAAGGACUAUCGUAUGGAGCGUCCUGAAGGCUGUCCUGAGAAAGUUUAUGAGCUCAUGAGAGCAUGCUGGCAGUGGAAUCCUUCUGACAGACCAUCCUUUGCUGAGAUCCAUCAGGCCUUUGAAACGAUGUUUCAGGAAUCCAGCAUAUCUGAUGAGGUGGAGAAGGAACUGGGAAAGAAGGGCAUGAGGAGUGUCGUGAGCAAUUUCCUGCAAGCCCCAGAGUUGCCAACCAAAACGCGAACAUCGAGGAGAGCUGCCGAAAGCAAAGAUGCCAACGAGGGCUUGGAGACUGCACAUGCUCGAGGCCAGGGGGAAUGUGACCUCCUGGAUCAUGAACCUGCUGUUUCUCCCUUGCUCCCACGGAAGGAGAGGGUGGCCCUGGAGAGCAGUUUGAAUGAAGAUGAGCGGCUGCUUCCAAAAGACAAAAAGCACAACCUCUUCAGUGCCCUGAUCAAGAAGAAGAAGAAGACUGCCCCUACCCCUCCGAAACGGAGCAGCUCCUUCAGGGAGAUGGACGGACACUCGGAGCGCAGGGCGGGCGGGGAGGAGGAGUGCAGGGAUGCUGGCAACGGAGCUUUCAUUGCCCCCCCUGCAGACACAGCUGAGGCCUCCAAGUUCCAGAGCCCGAGCAAUGGGGCUGGUGUCACCAACGGGGUUGUGGCUGGGAACUCUGGGUUCUUAUCUCCCCACUUACGGAAGAAGUCCAGCACGAUGAGCAGCAGUCGAGGGGUGGCUGGUGAGGAGGAGAGCAGUUCCAACUCCAGCAAGCGUUUCUUGAGGUCCUGCUCAGCCUCCUGUGUGCCCCAUGGAGCGAAGGACACAGAGUGGAAAUCCGUGACUCUGCCUCGGGAUUUGCAGUCCACGGGACGCCAGUUUGAUUCCUCCACUUUCGGGGGGCACAAAAGUGAGAAGCCAGCACUGCCUCGGAAGCGGGCGAACGAGGCCAAGGCUGACAUUGCUGUCAGGGGAACAGUGACCCCUCCUCCACGGCUGCUUAAGAAGAAUGAAGAGACCCCUGAUGAUGUGUUCAAAGAUGCAGAGUCAAGCCCUGGUUCCAGUCCUCCCACCCUGACGCCAAAACUUGGCCGUAGGCAGCCUGCUGCCCCUCCUCCCUCCAGCGGGCUCCACAAGGAUGAUGGGGUCAAAUCCAGUGCCUUAGGUGCCACUGUGAUGAUGGACCAAGGUUCUGCUGCCAAACCCAGCCCUGCUGGGUUCAUGGGGGCCAGCAAAGCUUCCUCUGAGGAGCCACGCCUGAGGAGGCUCAAGCAGACCUCAGAGACAGCAGGGAAGGAUAAAGGGAAGUUAUCGAAGCUGAAACCAGCCCCUCCUCUCCCACUGUCUUCAUCCUCCAUUGCCAAGCCUGGGAAGGUUUCUCACAGUCCCAGCCAUGAAGCAGCAGCAGAUGUGGUGUCUGGGCCGAAAUCCAAACAGUUGACUCAGGUCGGAGAGGCUGCAGGCAGUGAUGCUGUCAAGCCAAACCAGUCAGGGGAAGGUGUGAAAAAGCUGGGGAUCCCCUCUGUACCAAAGCCACAGUCCUCUACAAAGCUGCUGCUGAGCACAGCAACCCCAGCUGCCUCUUCCUCAUCCGUACCCUCUGCCCCAGGCGGGGACCAGACGUCAUCCACAGCCUUCAUCCCCCUCAUAUCCACCAGGGUCUCGCUGCGGAAGACCCGGCAGCCCCCGGAGAGGAUUGCCAGUGGCACCAUCACCAAAGGGGUGGUGUUGGAAAGCACCGAGGCUCUACGGCUCGCCAUCAGCAAGAACUCUGAGCAAAUGGCCAGCCACAGCGCCGUCCUGGAGGCUGGCAAAAACCUCUACACCUUCUGCGUGAGCUACGUGGACUCCAUUCAGCAGAUGAGGAACAAAUUUGCCUUUCGGGAGGCCAUCAAUAAGCUGGAGAACAACCUACGGGAGCUUCAGAUCUGCCCCGCGACCGCCGGCAGCGGCCCUGCGGCCACCCAGGACUUUAGCAAACUGCUCAGCUCGGUGAAAGAAAUCAGCGACAUUGUUCAGAGGUAGCAAGAAACCAGGCUGAAAAACAAACAAGUGAAUCAAUCAAUCAAUCACAAUGGGCCAAAGCCAGCUGUGGAGAGAGUAACGUGUGGACUGACAAAGGAGCGGGGCGUUCGCGUGAGGGCUGUGCCAAGGACGCAGACUGUGAAUGGACGCCCCAGCUCCAAAGGGCAGGGCUGGGUUCAGGAGGCACUUCCCACCCUCUGAACUCAGAUUCCCUGUGUUUCAUAUACUUGUAAUCGUCUUAUCUGUGGAGUUCUUGCCUUGUGGACUACAAGUCUAAAUGCUGAUGUCACACCAUGCCUUUCUAUUAAUAUUUUAUUGUUCUGGACAGAUUGUUAAGACUGAAGCCAGACUGGUGGACACUGAGAUGACAUCCUCCUCAGGAGGACUUUGUACUGCAUUUUUGUCCCCCCCCACUGCCCUCCUGUGCAUGAGGAUGAGUGUUUGGAUAGCAAUAUACCCACUGCAUUUCUUGUGAGAGUUUGCCCAGCACAUGGCCCUGGACAAGUCUGACAUUCACCUGACACUAAUGCAACAGAUUUGGUGCUUGGGAGGGAAGGGGGAAAAAUUAUUAAUGUAAGGUUUUUUUAAUGACUGAAUGCUACAAGUGACGAUUGCCCAAAUUCUUCCUCCGAUUCCACCUGCUACCCUUCCUUUCUGUGUUUUCAGUAGUUUCUCAGUGUUGUUGAGCUCCAGUGAAUUGCUUGGGCUCGCAGCGUUGGAGGCAGCACCCGCUGGUGUCACAGCCCAGGAGCCUGUUCGUGGAUCUCCCUCAGCAGCAGAACAGGCCUGGAGAAGGUCUGGAGGAGGAUGUGGCACUCUGGUGAUGUCUGACACUAAUCAGGCUGGUCUUUGGGGUGGGGUCACAGAGCUUGGGCAGGUGGGAGAAUGGCAGUGGGAAGAGAUGGCUCGGGGUGAGUUCUGAGGCACCACAGCAGCUGUUCUGGCUGAGCCUGCACAUCGCAGUGGGUGAGAGCUCCUGUGUCUCCAGUUGGAUUUCCAGCUGUUUGUUUUGUGAAGGGAGAUGGAGCCUGGCCUCUGCCCUCCUGCAGAGCUUUGGGGGGCUGUGGUGCCUGCCCUUCUGUGCCACUGGAACCCCCUGAGAGGAGCUCCAGUGCCAGUACUCUGGGGUUAAAAGCAGUCCUACCUUCAUGCCAGCGUGGUUCCAUCCAGCAUCAAGCAAGGAUCUGUGGAGACUGCAGACACCUCUCUGGGGUGCAUCUCCUGAGGGAACUGCCACAACAUCCUGACAGCAAGACUCCUGGCCUUUCUUGCCAAGGUCCUGUGACCUUGUCAAUUAAUGCUGGGAACUAACUGUGACUCGUGGCAAUAGUGAAAGAACAAGGUUUAGGGCUAUUAACAGUGCAAUUUAACUCCUCCUAACAGUUCCAACCAUAAGAAAAACACUUUUCCCAUUUUCUGUUCCCCUGUAACUCGUGACCCCUCUUGUGUAUCUUAAACACUAAUUGCCUUCAAUUGUAUUUUAUGCUGUUCUCUUUGGAACUGUUUGUUUUGUAUAUGAUUUCUAGUAGUUCACUCAUGUGUGUUCAUGCCACUUCUCGCCCUCACAAACAGCCAUGACUUAACAUGUGACAAAUGUUCAAAAGAAAAUACACACUUCUACCACAGGCUGCCUUUAAAAAUGUAAGAAAAAACCCAACCCUUGAAUUGUCUCUUUCCUGGAGGUACUGUUUUUACUUUGAUAACAUAUUGUGCCACUAUAUUAUACAUUUGUAUCUUGUUAUUACACACUUUUGUAGACUUGUCUUUUUUACAGUGUGUAAAUAGCUCUGUCCUUCAUCUCUGUGAUACUUAAGGGGGUCAUUUCCCCUUUAAUUUAGUCCAGUACAGAUUGUUUCUGUACGUGACUUUCAAUUCUUCUCUCUUUCUCUGUUUCCAUUUUUUGAUUUGUUUUUUAUUCCAGUCUCUCUUGCCUAGUAUAUUUAAAAAUAAAUCAAUGUUGAGGAAAA